GGCUCUGUUCGCUGUGCCAGGGUCUGCUUUCGACUCACGGCUAGGAGAUACAUCGAUACCGGGGGCUAGCAUUUCUUUGGACUAUUACUCUAAAAACGCGGAAUAAUCCCAAAUCUUGCGGGGUAGCCUGCUGAAGAAGCAAUAUGUCGACGAUAUCGACGCAUUUGAGGACCUUCAAGGAACCUAACAAGGAACAGAUUACACAGUUGUUCUUCUCCGUCCCUCCAAGCCUUACGGCUCGGUGCGAGAAGGAUGGGCUCGAGAAGAUGGAGAUAAACGCGGUGCUGAGUAUGAGCGCGGAGGCAGAGGAGGACUCGUAUGCGGGAAAGCUCCACCUAAUACCACCCUUCCUGUGUUUCGCCUCGCUGGACCGGAAGUCAUGCCGGUUUACAUUGCCGCUGUGUACUAUACGGAGGGUGGAGAGGUUGAAUGCUAGAGCAGGGAUAUACGCUCUAAGCUUGUCUCUUUGGCAUGGAAUGAAGAUAGUGGUACAACUAACCUCCCUUAGGCCGACUGCUGAUUUGUUCUGUGCCAGUCUACGCGAUUCUUUGAAGGCCGAACUGCAGCAUGGCCAGAUGAAAGCCGUCAGAAGCUUUGUGAAGACUUGCUACUCGGAGACCCUCGUUGCCUCAGAGGCCCAGGCUGGGGAGGAGGAACAAGAAGAGAAGGUUGCACCCGAGGGAACUGACAAUGUCGAGACUCCAUAUCACGGUGGUUUGGGGCUCAGGUUUAAGUUCCCGGGAGAUCCCAAAAAACUGAGAGAAGCCUCCAAAGUCAAGUUAUGGAAGACUUACCUACGGACUCACGGUCGUAACCUCACUCUCCUACGCUACCCUCAAUGCACGCGCCUUGUGCAGGUCGGGCUGCCGAACCGACUGCGCGGUGAGAUGUGGGAGGUCCUUUCUGGGUCUUUAUAUCUCCGUUUCAGCAACCCCGGUGUGUACGAGGAGAUAUUGAAAGAGAAUGAGGGCCGGACGAGCACCAGCACCGAAGACAUCGAGAAAGACUUGCAUCGUAGUCUGCCUGAGUACUCGGCGUACCAAUCAGAAGAGGGUAUUUCGGCUCUUCGCAGGGUAUUACAAGCAUACUCCUUCAAGAACCCGGAACUAGGAUACUGCCAGGCCAUGAACAUACUUGUCGCUGCGCUUCUAAUCUACAUGUCCGAAGAGCAGGCAUUCUGGCUUCUGGAAGUCGUUUGUGACCGUCUGCUUCCGGGCUACUACAGCACGUCCAUGCAUGGCACACUUCUCGAUCAGAGGGUUUUUGAAUCUCUUGUCCAGAAAUGCCUGCCCAUCAUCCAUGACCACUUCCAAGAAGUAGACGUCCAGCUCUCAGUUGCCUCCCUACCAUGGUUCCUGAGUCUGUUUAUCAACAGUAUGCCCAUGGUUUUUGCUUGUCGCAUAAUCGACUGCUUCUUCUGCAUGGGUCCAAAGGUCCUAUUCCAAGUCGGACUCGCCAUUCUGAAGAUUAAUGGUGAGGAGCUUUUGAAGAUUCAAGACGAUGGAGGUUUCAUCCAGCUAAUGCGAAGUUACUUCUCCUCGUUGGGCCAGUCAGCGCACCCACACUCCCCCGACCCGCGUGCGCGUGCUAUUACCCGGUUCCAAGAGCUUUUAUUAGUGUCUUUCAGGGAGUUUUCUAUCAUCACGGAUGAUACCAUCUACAGCGAGAGGAAGAAGUUCAGGAAUGAGAUUGUAUUCAGCAUCGAGUCCUUCUCCAAGCGAGCAGCUAUCCGCAAUUUGAAGACACUGGAGCGGUUCACUAAAGAGCAGGCAGGCUUGAUAUAUGAUGCACUCUACAGAGCUAUGUGCAUCAUCCCACCACCUGCAGAAGUAGCAAGACCGGCGCCGACGCUCAUCAGCGACGGUAACGAGGAAAAGCCGGAGACGCGUAUCGGUCUGCGCACCUUCCGCGUAUUCCUUAGCGAGAUUGCUACGUGGGCGAGGGACGAAAAAAUCAUUAUCAAUGGCUUCCAGCAAAGAGUAGACCGUGAGGUUGCUGAACACGAGUUCAUAGACCGCCUCUUCUAUUUCUGGGACGUGCACUGCAAAGGUGCCUUAUCUUUCCAAGAUCUCGUAUCGGGACUGGAUGGUGUUAUGUUCAAUGACCUAAUGGAAAACAUCGAAUGGUUUUUCAACCUUCACGACAAGAAUAAGGACGGGUAUCUCACUAAAGAUGAAGUGUUGACUUUGUCCGAGUCCCUCUUGUUCAUUUUCCGGUUUGAGAUCGGAGACGCGUACCUCGGAGCCGUCAGUCGAUUCAUGACAAAUGCCUUCGAAUAUGGUGAUGCGUUGCUCCCUCAGCCUGAAGGGCAGGGCGACUCUGAUGAGCCGCCACCGACUCCCGGGAUUGCCUCCAAUCAACCGUACUUGAACCUCGCGACGUUCAGGAUGGUGGUCCUGGCAGAUGAGAUCUUGGAAUCCUUCUUCGAGACUGAUCUGUCGGCCUCGUUCAAGCUUGAACCUGUCCCUAUGAUGGAAUUGCCCUCGUCGGGCAAUGGCUUCCUUGGAGACCUCAUCUCAAACAUUGCCACCGAUGACAACAAGAAGCUCUUUAACAGGUUCACUGACCAGAUUGGGCGGACCAUCGGGAAACAUCAAGUCAUACAUAGACCCGCCAUCGGACGGUUUACCAAGCUAGAGGAGCCUAAGGCUCGUGAAUCGUUACUGACCCCUUCGAUGCGGCCUUCGACAUCAACGUCGUCACUGUCACCGACGGACAGGGCCCAGUCACCUGGCGCAUCCACAUCCAACCUGUCUCUGAGUUCUGAUGCUCGGUCGACGACAGAGACAUUGGUGCAAGGCUCGGAGAUGUCGCCAAUAUCGAUCAUGAAGACGGCCAAUGAAGCGCUCAUGGAGCGACCGCAGUUCGCCAUUGACGAUGCGCUGGAUGAUGAUACCGACGAUGAGCUUGGAGGGGAGGAUGAUGGGGUUAUGGACGAGGUGGAUGCCUUCCUGGAGGCACACGACUCUGGUUUGACCGACGAACAGAAGGAAGUCGCGAAAGAUCUGCUCAAUGCGAAGCCUGUCAAGUAGGCUAUAGGCCAAUCACCCUAGAUAACCUCGUUCACGGACAUGUCGCUAGUUUCGGCUGCUCUUUGGAUUACAUAUGUAUAUUUGACAUGAAGUCGAUUCUGCCACCUCGGCAUAUUUGUGUUACAGAGAGGACGCAUGGGCUACAGUAUGAAAUACACUAGGAAGAAAAAGACAUGUGCAUGGACGUGAAGUGUCAAGAUCCACUACGUGUGUCAGACCAUAUUCGGAUGGAUAAAUCGGUGUCUAUUGAUCCAGACGCGAUCAUAUUUUGCUGGGGGUGAGUCGAAACUGCGACUACCACGUCUUGAUGUCCUUCAAGCACCUGGACAACUUCCCGGCUUUGGAGGUCCCAGAGAUACACCUUGUUAUCUUCGCUGCCAGAAACGAUCCACUUGCCCCCGGUUACGCUAAAGCAUGCGGCGAUGCAGUACUUCACGUUGCGGUGCCCGGUGUAGGUCUUCAGGCAGCGGGAGGUCUGGUAGUCCCACAGCCGGAUGGCGCUGUCGUGUGCGGUGGAGAGGAUGUAUUUUGAGUUGGGGGAGAACUGGACGUGUUGGCAGAUAGCGUCGUGGCCUUCUGCGAGGGUCUUCAGGCACUGGCCGGAGGUUGUGUUCCAUAUACGGAUUAGGCCGUCCAGGGCGCAGGAAACUAUCAGGGUAGCAUCUCUAUUGAAAUGCACAGCGGUCACAUAAUCCAGAUGGCCGUGCAGAGUCUUCAUGCACUUGCCCCGACUGGUAUUCCAGAUCCUGAUGUCCCCGUCACAGCCCCCGGAUACGAGCAGGUUCGACGAGGUGUUGUAAUUCAGGCAGAAGACGUAACUUGUGUGCCCCUUCAGGUGCUUCGUGGUCAGGCCAGAGUCAACAUCCCAUAUCCGGAUGGUCGUAUCGUCCGACGCGGACGCGAGGUACACACUGUCCGACGACCAUGCGAUGUCGGACAGACCUUUCGUGUGCCCGUUCAAGUUCCGUAUGAGCUCCCCAGUGAAUGGAUUCCAUAUUUUAACUGCCUUGUCAUUCGCGCAUGACGCUAAAAGGGUCCCAUCUGGGCUAAAUUUCACGGCCGAUAUCGAUGAUGUGUGUCCUCUAAGUGUAUGUCGCAGCUCAUAAUGCGGCCUCUCGCGAGUACUCGCCGAAGCACUAGGUUGGGCGGGC
Molecule: messenger RNA, 4183 nt
Organism: Gloeophyllum trabeum ATCC 11539
Lineage: Eukaryota; Fungi; Basidiomycota; Agaricomycetes; Gloeophyllales; Gloeophyllaceae
Product: TBC-domain-containing protein
Exons: 25
Coding region: 144-3032 (962 amino acids)
Molecular function (GO): calcium ion binding
Source: RefSeq, a predicted model, not a curated record